This is a messenger RNA of Brassica rapa (field mustard), 2819 nucleotides long. Its product is annotated as probably inactive leucine-rich repeat receptor-like protein kinase IMK2. The record is from RefSeq and is a predicted model, not a curated record. Gene Ontology annotation, biological process: protein phosphorylation. Lineage: Eukaryota; Viridiplantae; Streptophyta; Magnoliopsida; Brassicales; Brassicaceae. Gene Ontology annotation, molecular function: protein binding; ATP binding; protein kinase activity.
UCCACUCUCACCAUAAUUACUCUUGGCCUCAACACCUCACUCAUUCACAAAUUCAUUUCCCUCUCUCACUAAAAAUCAAACUUCUUUCUCUCUAACUCUCAUUCUUUGCUGUCAUCCAAAAACAAACGAAAAGAAGAAGACAACAAAGAACUAUAACUCUGCUGCUCUUUUUCAUCUUUCUUCUUCUGUUUUCAUUUUUUCCUUCUUUUUUCUUUUUACUUUGAUAGUUUAGAAAUGAAUCAGCUUCACAAAAACCCAUUUCGGAUUUAUGAAAUUAGUUUCCAUUUUUGCACGAGUAUCUUCUUGUGUCUCUUACUCUUGUCUGCUCAAGCUGUUGCAGGUGGUGGAGGUGGUGGUCACUCCUGGGAUGGGAUCGUGGUGACUCAGGGAAACUAUCAGGCGCUCCAAGCAAUCAAACACGAACUCAUCGACUUCACCGGAGUUCUCAGAAGCUGGAACGACUCUUCCACCACCAGUGUUUGCUCCGGCGGAUGGGCUGGAAUCAAAUGCCUUCGAGGCCAAGUGGUAGCCAUUCAGCUCCCAUGGAAAGGACUCGGUGGCACUAUCUCUGAGAAGAUCGGACAGCUUCAGAAUCUCAGAAAACUUAGCCUCCACGACAACGUCAUCGCCGGUUCGGUUCCCCGUUCCCUUGGCUAUCUCAAGAACCUCCAUGGAGUCUAUCUCUUCAACAACCGUCUCUCUGGUUCAGUCCCAGCUUCACUUGGAAACUGUCCUCUUCUCCAGAAUCUUGAUCUUAGCAACAACCAGCUAUCUGGUAUGAUCCCGGCUAGUCUUGCUGAGUCCACCAGGCUCUAUAGGCUCAAUCUCAGCUUCAAUUUACUCUCCGGCCCCCUUCCGGUUAUGAUACCCAGAUCACAUACCCUCACUUUUCUUGACCUUGGGCAUAACAACCUCUCUGGCUCCAUACCAGACUUUUUAGUUAAUGGCUCUCACCCUCUCAAAAAGCUGAACCUAGACCACAAUCUCUUCUCUGGAGCUGUUCCCUUGUCCCUCUGCAAGCAGAGCAUGCUGGAAGAGGUUUCAUUAAGCCAUAACCAGCUCUUUGGUUCCAUUCCCAAGGAAUGUGGGGCUCUUCUACACCUUCAGAGCCUUGAUUUGUCUUACAACUCAAUCAACGGAACCAUCCCAGAUGCCAUCGAUAGACUGCACAACCUGACAGUGCUUAACCUCAAGAGAAACAAGAUCAAUGGUCCCAUCCCAGAGAGAAUCGGGAACAUAUCUGGAAUCAGACAACUUGAUCUGUCUGAAAACAACUUCACAGGUCUAAUCCCUCCCUCUCUAGCCAACCUGGCGAAUCUUUCUUCAUUCAACGUCUCCUUCAACACGCUCUCUGGUCCUGUCCCGCCUAUCCUCUCCAGAAAGUUCAACUCAAGCUCUUUCGUGGGAAACAUUCAGCUCUGUGGCUACAGUUCCUCGACUCCCUGCCCUUCUCCUAAACCUCAUCACCCUCCCACCCUUUCACCUACCUCACCACAAAAACCAAGAAAACACCACAGAAAACUCUCGGUCAAAGAUAUAAUCCUAAUCACCAUAGGAGCUCUUCUAGCCCUUCUCCUUCUCUUGUGCUGCAUAUUACUCUGCUGUCUGAUCAAGAAACGUGCAGCCUUGAAACAAAAAGACGGCAAGGACAAGAUCACCGCAAAGACAGCAACCGCAACUGCUGCAGCAACAGCAGGAGGUGAGAUGGGAGGAAAGCUAGUCCAUUUCGAUGGUCCGUUUGUGUUCACUGCCGACGACCUCCUCUGCGCCACGGCUGAGAUCAUGGGGAAAAGCACUUACGGCACAGCAUACAAGGCGACACUGGAAGACGGAAACGAGGUCGCUGUGAAACGGCUGAGAGAGAAAACAACCAAAGGGGUCAAAGAGUUCGAAGCAGAGGUCACAGCUUUAGGCAAGAUUCGACACGCCAAUCUACUUGCACUAAGAGCUUACUACUUAGGACCUAAAGGAGAGAAGCUCCUCGUCUUCGAUUACAUGUCUAAAGGCUCCCUCUCUGCGUUUCUUCACGCACGAGGACCAGAAACCCUAAUUCCAUGGCAAACGAGGAUGAAGAUAGCGAAAGGGAUCAGCCGCGGCUUAGCUCACCUUCACAAGAACGAGAACAUGAUCCACGAGAAUCUCACGGCCAGCAACAUCCUCCUCGACGAGAAGACCAACGCACACAUCGCCGACUACGGCCUCUCCCGCCUCAUGACUGCCGCCGCCGCCACCAACGUGGUCGCAACCGCCGGAACUCUCGGAUACAGAGCGCCGGAGUUCUCGAAGAUCAAGAACGCGAGCACGAAGACGGACGUGUACAGCUUAGGGAUCAUCAUACUGGAGCUCUUGACGGGGAAAUCUCCGGGAGAGCCGACGAGCGGGAUGGAUUUGCCUCAGUGGGUGGCGUCGAUCGUGAAGGAGGAGUGGACCAAUGAAGUGUUCGAUCUUGAGCUUAUGAGGGAGACCCAAACCGUUGGUGACGAGCUUCUCAAUACCUUGAAAUUGGCUUUGCAUUGUGUUGAUCCGUCGCCUGCGGCGAGGCCAGAAGCGAUUCAGGUGGUCAAUCAGUUGGAGGAGAUCAGGCCGGAGACGGAGACGACGACGAUUGGAUCCGGCAGUGAUGGAGCUAAAGAAGAAGAAGAAGGCAUAUAAUAAUAUAUACUUUUAAAACAUACUUUUAUUAUAUCAUGAAAUUAUUCUUUGAUUAUUCAUUUAAUUUGUUUAUACAACAUGAUUUGAAGUUUCUUGUGUUAGUAAUGUACUGGAAUAAUCAUGUCUAUUUUUUGGUUGAAGUAAUACAAUAAAUAUUUUUUAAUUUA